Molecule: messenger RNA, 10238 nt
Organism: Mercenaria mercenaria
Lineage: Eukaryota; Metazoa; Mollusca; Bivalvia; Venerida; Veneridae
Product: mucin-3A-like
Exons: 16
Coding region: 902-9565 (2887 amino acids)
Source: RefSeq, a predicted model, not a curated record
CACCUGUGAUUGGUAUAGGACAUGACUAAUUUAUUACUGUCUAUGGAAGUAAUCGUGAUAAUCAGUUCCGUCAUCUUUAUCAAUAUGUGUAAAUGGAAUAAUAUAGCUUUUCACUUGAAACGUAGUUUGCUACUGGGAAAUCAGCUUAAAUUUCCAUUGCAGCUUAGAAGUUAUUGAACGUGUGUCAUCCGAUACGUAUGAAUAAAGAAACACAGAAAAUAACGAACGUUUUAUUUAUAGCAAAUAUAUAAUAUAUAUUUUAUGCAAUAUGUAGAAAAAAAACAGUGUUGAACUUUAUUUUGUAAUGUGAACAUUUGAUAAUACUAAGAAGGAUAUAGAAUGGAAAUGAAUUGUUAAUACAGAGAUAGCGUACUUCAGAAGAAACACGGUGAUUUGUUUGUGAAAUGUAUCUUAAAGUUAGGAACACAUGUAUUUGAUUCAGUAUUACAAGUGUAAAUAUAAACACAUGAUAAGGGGACUUAUUGAUCACGGAUUAUCCUUUUGAAACACAAAUCUUCUAAAGCAAAUAAAAUAUUGACCGUAUAUAUAUAUUGGAUAUAUAGUCCAGUUUGACAACACUUGAGGAAAAACGAAGAUGUAAGCCAAGUAAAAAUUUAGAUAUCGUCAAUGAUAUUGCUUUAGGAAAGACUUCAUAUACUUCGAUUCAAGUGGUUUAAAAAGAUAACGAUUUGUGAUUCAGUCAAAUAAAGUAGAAUACACUACAUUCCGUCAUCACACAUAAUUGGAUUUAAACAGAUAAAACAUAUCUUGUUGAAAAAAAAAAUUAGCGUGAAAAUACCGCUGACAUUUUUCAUAUAGAAAUGGGAAGAUCGAAUGAAACGAACUGUAUAUGAGCAAUGACGUCAGUACACUAUUUAAAGUUUUUUAACUAGAACUGGACAUGAAAAAUCGGAAAGUGUUACCAUGGAUACUAAUUAUGAUACUGAAGAGUUGUAUGUCAUCCACAACUGUCUCGUCAGAUUUUACCAUCCUUCCGUCACCUGACUUUUCUUCAAACCUUGGAGCAGACACAACAAAACAUGUUGAUUAUUCGUCAUCUUCUUCAUUUACGAUCGAGACAACUCAGACACUCAUUUCGCCGCCAGUACGAACUAUGCAACCAAUAACAGCAAGUAGUACAGAUUUACCUUCGAUGCCUGGAUCAAAACUUACUAGCGACCAAACUAUCGGCGAAAGCUCCAAAUAUUCUAAUUUAGGUACUGACAGUUUAAUACAAGUUACAUCCAUCCAUGAUAUUGCCAAGUCAUUGUCUACAACAUAUGUUGAUUCUACAAAUCAGUUACAUUCUAGUUUUACUGAUAUUUUAACAGCGACCGACAGUCUACUUAAUUCUUUGAUAAUAUCAGCAUCACCAUCCAGUUCAUUAGAAAUAGUGUCAUAUUCAAGUAAAAUGGAAAAUAUAGGUCCAAGUAGUACAACAUAUUAUGGAAAUUCUCAGAAAGGUUCUAAAAUAAAUGUUGAGUCAAGUGAUUCUUCACUUCACGAACUCUCUGCGAAUAUCACCGCAACACAAGUGUUUACUACAACACAAAACAAUUUUCGAAAUUCUAAAACCACCGAGAUGAUUUCUGCGACUGUGAUUCAAAGUGCCAUUGGAAGUGACUCUCUCACCGACAUCUUCACCUCAUCAUCUACGUCGAAAAUGCAGGCACUUCAAUCAUCAUCUUCAAGACAAAAUUCAAAUAUAUUUCUAGAAAGUUCUGUUAAAUCCUAUGUAAUAAAUUCAUCCAUGUUAAGCAGUGUUAUACAUACUGAAUCUCUAGCAUCUUCAGAAACAUUAAGCAUGCUUAUAACAUCUGUGAUAUCUGCAACACUUUCAGCUGGAGAUGAUUCAAUAGUAAGUGAAUUACUUGACAACUCAGGCUCGUCAAGUAUCUUGUCAUCGUCACCUGCAUUAUCAUCGGUACAGAAAACAAUGGACGUUGCUUCAAAAUCAGUUUUGUCUUCAUCUGAAACGAAUGAAAAACUUGUUUCAAUGUCUAAAUUUUCACAACCAGUGACAACAGGAUCUAGUUAUUCAGAAUCUUUAUCAAUAGUUAAAAGCUCAAUGUUACUUUCUGAAUCUUUAAAACAUAUUACUCCGUCCCCGGAUUCGAAAUCAUUAAGUAUGUUAGAAAGUGUUAUGCCUAUGUCUUCAUUUACGUCAUCGGGACAAAUAGAUACAGAUUUUGAUUCUGUACAAAGAUCAUCAUCAAUGAGUGCUUCAGAUUCUUCUACAAAUCCCAGAAUAUUCUCGUCAACUGAUUUAAGUGCAAGUAUACUUUCCGGUAAGUCUAGCGAUGGUUUUUCGACUGGAAACAGCAUGUUAUCUAAAGAUACUUCACUCUCUUACUAUUUCAACACCUUAGAUGAAACUUCACUUGUCACCUCAGGAUUUGGAAUGAGUGAUACCACCAAUAUUAUCACGAUUUUAAGCACACCAACUAUGUCGUCUGAAGCCAAUACAAUUAAUUCAGCGUCACGUAUUUCAAGUGUGAGGCACACAGCAUUUUUACACACUUCUGUAGACUUAAGUUUAGACAACACUCAAGAAUAUGAGACAGUUAGCUCUAUGCGUUCUGAUAAUAAGUUGACUUCUAAAUUAUUUUCAAAUUAUUUGCAUUAUAGCAAAACACUUUCUUCUGUUACGCAGUCGUCAGAAACAUUUAUUACAUUGAGUAAUUCUAAUGAUCUGGUCGGUACAACGAAUUUCUUAAAUUACAGUCUGUAUUAUACAGGAACACGAACUCUUACAUAUAUCACAGGUAUAAAUAGUGUUAAUAACUUUUCAACCGUUUUACCUAGUGAAAGUGUGUAUUUGUCUAGUGAUUUUAUAACUUUGUCAGGAGACACAACAGAUCUUUUGAUUCAAGGUAGCAGUUCAAUCCUUCCGUCGCUUUCUACGGCACAUGACUUUACGUCCCAAUAUAUACCUGAAACAAUAAGGUCUACAAGUCGAGUUAUUUCCUCACGUUUGUUAGACACAGAAACAUUUACGUCUUCCUUUUUGUCCUCUUAUGCCGGUAAUAGCAUGUCACUGUUCUCACCAACUGAAGUAUCAAUCACCCCACAUCUUAGUUCUUUGCCUAGCGAGAUGUAUUCAUCAGAAACAGAAAAUAUGAAAACAUCUGUAAUUUUACGGAACACUGACUACAGUGGCACAUUUCAACUUACAGUGAGCAACAGCACAAUUACGUUACCAACCACCGAAACAUCAUCCUUUUCUAGGUAUGAUGCAACAAAUAGAUCAUUGGAUUCACGGAUAACAAGUGUACGAUCGGCUUCAUGGUCAGUUAGUGACAUGUCUUUUUCAUCGACCUUCAAUCAAACAGUUACCUCUAUAAUUUCAUCACAGAUUGGGAAAACACUUUCUUAUUCCGACAAACACAGUUCCUUGGAAAGCAAGCAAAGUGAUUCCACAAGUACACCAUUAAUGUCAGCUAUUAUAACAAAAUACAGUGCCCAGACCAAUAGUUUUCCAAGCCAAAGCAGGACUGUAAGCUGGACAGCAGCAGAACUAGUAAGUGAUACGUCGUUUUGGUAUUCGCCACAGAGCUCUUUUCUCACUAUAACACCUACGACAACAUCGACCACUUCAAACACAGCGGUCCUGCCAACAGAAACUCGGCUAGAAAGCAUGCAAACUGUAUCAACUACUUCAGAACUAUCAUACCAGACUUCAGAACUCUUGUCAAGUAUAAUACCAGAAACAAGUAGUGCAUAUUUGGUGUCUGACCUACCAAACACAAAAUCACUUUUAUCAAGUGAUCAAUACAGGACAGUGCUAAAUAUAACGACAUCUACCGCAACAUCAGUGUUUGACAAAAUUACAUCUUUAUCGAGUCCAGGGCAGACAACAGUCACUCAGCUGAAUAUAAGCUCUUCUUUUACUUCAAUGCCCAGUGUAUUCUCAAGCGAACAAAUGACAAUGUCAACAGAAGUGCAAGAAAACACGGCAACACUUUCAUUUUCAUCUUCUGACGCUAGCCAGGCGACAACUCUUGGAAUGACUGAUACAGUCGCUUCACUGCGGACACUCCAAACUGAAGUUCCAACAUCGGCACUGCCAAUCAACUCGUCAUCAACGGCGGUUUUAUUUACUUCAUUUACACCUGAUACCUUAGCCACAUAUACUUCAAUUAAUAGUCACUCAUCAAUACGCACUGGAUUAUCUAUCAACGGGUUCAGCACUACCGACACUUCAGUCAUUUCACAUUUAAGUUUUUCUUCGCUAAAAUCACCAACGAUUUAUAUAGAGCAAAGUAGUUCGCUAUUAACUAAUUCUAAUAGUGUUACUUUUCUUACAGAAGCAAGUUUACAAACACACACUACAGUAGCAACUGCAGACCUGUCGAAUACACUAACGGUAUCUUCAUCGCUAGUAAUAACACCGUCGAAAGCUUCCACUAGUAUUUCACAUGAAGUUUCGAGUUCUCAGAAUGAAAAUUCAACAACGGUUCUUACCACGACCGGAAAUAAAUCGGCAUAUGUAGAUACUUUUUCCAGUUCCUCUAUGGUUCCAAUCACAAGUUACAGCAUACUUCAGUCUUUUGAAUCUGGUAGUAUAUCGUUUUCAUAUGUAACAGAAGCCUUAACAUCAGUAGAACUGAUUUCUACAAGUUAUGGAAUUGUAACGGAACCACUAAGUUUUACUGCAAAUACAAGUUUUAGUCAAAAUGCUCUAGUAACAUCCGUAUAUAAAACAUUUGACAUAUAUUCUAAUUCUUCUAUAUUUUCAGUGAGUAGUCAUAGUAUAAACUCCCCAUUGCUAACAACAUUAUUUGUUUCAAAUACUUCUUCAACGUUCUCUAGUGUGGUAGAAUUAAGUAUGUCAUCACCAGACUUUACAGACAUUUCUACACUCGCUGUCGUAACAGAUUCAAAGUCAACCACUGAAUUCUUUCUUUCAAUCUCAUCAGAGACUUUAGUCACACUCGUAGGAAGCACAAUAGUGUCAACAGUAACUGAUAUUACAAAGUCUUUAAUUUCACCUUCAAAUGUAUUUAAUUUUACACCUACUCCGGCAGAAAAUGGCUCACAGAUAAUAAUGACAUCACGUUCUUCAUUUUCAAGCAUUGAAAUAAUUUCUUCAGUUCUUGUCAGUAGUUUAGAUUCCAACUUACCUGGUAUUUCAACAACAGAUAGUUAUUUAACCACACAUGGAAGUUUUAUAAGUGCAAUACCCACGAUAUCUACCGUUAGAAUUGACAGCAGUUUAUUAACUUCAGUUACGCACUUGAGUUUAAACACCAAUUCAGUUGAAUUUUCUACAAAGAAGGACACUUCUAUAAAUGUGGCACAACCAACAUCAACUGUGAGACUAGAUAGCAGUUUAGUAUCCUUAUCAUCACAUUCCAGCAGUUUGUACACUCACUUAGCUAGUUCUUCAACUAUGGAGGAAAGUAUAACAAUUUUUAUACCUUUAACUGUUAGAACAGAAAGUAGUACAGUAUCUUCGACAACGCAUGCGAGUUUUAACACCGACUUAUCAAUCACUUUUAAACUGCCAGAAUCACCGACAACUUUGUCACUGUUAUCUACGGAACAUUUCUCGAGUGCAUCUCAAUCUUACUUAACAGUUUCAGGAGUUUCAGCAUUGUCCUCACCUACUUCCGAAAUGGUUACAGAUGUGACAUAUUCCACUAGUUAUUCAACAGCAACAGUAACAGAAUCGGUGUCUUUGGUACCGUUUUCAUCAAUUAUCUUGAAUAACACUAGUAUUCCUACUAGUUUAACUACAUUACUCAGAUCAUCAACAUCACGAUCAAUAACAGAGUUGUUACCUGCAUCUGUAGUCUCCAUUACUGGAACUGUGGUUCGCACAUCAUUACAGACUACACCAGCAUUUUCAAACGUGGAAACAUCAGCUGUAACGCCGCACUCUUUACAUAGUUCGAAGUCUUUAUCCGAUACAACAGUAAUAUUAGUGACCAGAACGGCCUCUUUAUUUUCAACAUCGCAAAGUUCAACAAAAGUCCUAGAAUCUUCGUUUUCUUUAUCACCGUUAGUGUCGAAAACAAUCAUGUCAUCGCGAACAUAUAAUUCUAGAUUUACGUCUUUGAUGUCAAAAACCUCUGAUUCUAAAUUGACUCUAUUUUCUACAUCUGUAGUUCAGUCUCCUUUAUCGUUGACAGUAAAGCCAAGCCCACAAUUUUCCGCGUCAUCGAAUGAAAAAAUUUCUGAAGCGACCCAGUCGGUGGCACAAACAUUUUCUUCUUUAUCAACUGCUACUAUAACUAUGCCAGGAUCAGCUGUAACACAAAAUUUUACCUCAGCUAUAACUUCGACAUCGAUUUUAGAAUCUUCACUACUUCUCGAAUCAACCUCAGAACUAGCUUUGACAGCAACUCUGCCUUCAGCUUUGCCUUCUACAGUACCUCUCACUUCUCCAUUAACACUGAAACAAACUUCUUCUCAGAAAUUGACGUCUUCUCUGCAAGCGACACUAACUGUAGAUUCUUCUACUCUCCGAUUGACACCGACCCUGUUGUCAACACCAUUUCUGCAAUCGACACCAAUUCUAUCAUCGAAACCAACUCUGCAGUCGACACCAGUUCUGUCAUCGACACCAACUCUGCCCUUAACAGAGACUCUGUCAUCGACACCAACUCUGAAAUUGACAACAACUCUACUAUCUAAACCAACUCGGCCAUCGACACCAGCUCUGUCAUCGACGCCACCUCGGCAAUCGACACCAACCCUGUCAUCGAAACAAGCUCUGUCAUUAGCAUCAACUUUGUCAUCGACACCAACUUUACAAUCAACACUAACCUUGGCUAUGACACCAACUCAGUCAUCGACACCGACUCUGCCAUCGACAAAGACUCAGCUAUCAAAACAAUCUUUGUCAGCAACACCAACUUUGCCAUCGAUGUCAUCUGUGUCAUCGACAACAACUCUCCCAUCAACACCAACUCUGUCAUCGACGCCAACUCGGCCAUCAGUACCAACUCUGACAUCUACGACAACUUGGUCAACUAAACUGACUCUUGCAUCGAAACAAACUCUGUCAUCAACACCAACUCUGCAAUCGACACAAUCUCUGCUAUCAGCACCGACUCUGCUAUCGACCCUUACUCUAUCUACACCAACAGCUCUGGUUUCAACGAUUCUAAGUAAAAGUUCCGGUAUCGCAGAAGAAAUAACAAGCCAAAUCCAAGCUGACUCUACAACUGUGUCAUUAAUAUAUUCAUCGGUUACUGGUCUGUCUACAAAUACAUCUGACAUGGAGAGAUCAACACUGUCUAUAUCGCCAUCUUUGUCAGUCUCUUCAAUGAUAAUGGAGUCAUUAAAUUCAUCUACAUUGACUGUAUCUGUAACAAGUAGUGCUCCAGUGACAACUACCAGUAUAAUUCCAACUACCACAAUACCACCUAAAACGACAACACUAAAUGGGACAAAUGCAAAUGAACGGUAUUGGGUGAGAACGGUAUUGAAAAUACAGCGCAAUAUAAAUGUAUCGGAUCCAACUUUUGUGAGCAACAUGGAAAAUGGUUUAGCAAAUGCAUUCAACGAGGCGUUUAUUAGGAAGAAACUCGUAGACGAGGGCAAGUUUGAGCCCUUACGAAGGAGACGUCGCCGAAAGAGAUAUACAAGCGUUGGAGAUGCUUCAGUACAUAUUCAUGACCUAAGUCGUACUGAAGCCACCACCACGGUAGCGGCAGACUAUACCGUUGAGCAAUCGGGUAAAGUUUUAACAGCGGAUGAAGCGGUUGAAGCAUUGGAAGUGCUUGAUACACAAGAGCUCGCCAUCUUACUGAAGCAGGUGGUUGAUGUUAAGGCUGAAGCCUACAUUCAAACAGACAAACCAGACGAACCAGUAAAAGAUGACUCCCAGCUAUGGCUUUACGGUAUAAUCGCCGGAUCUAUAGCAGGGGUAGUCGUUGUGAUAUGGAUCAUCGUCUGUAUCUACUGUAAAUGCUGUCGGCAAAAGAACUCUGAAGAAGACGCUGAGCCAGAACUUACGUCCAUACAGCCGCAGCCAUCUAAACAAAAGACAUCGCCAGCGCGACCUUUACCUACCACUCCACGAAAGAAAACACUCAUUCCUCAAGGCAGCAAGUUCAGUUUGUGGAAAGGUCGUACUUACCAGAUAAAUGACGGCUAUGUGCCGGAAAAGGAAACAGAAGAGCAAACAUUGUUGAAAUCCCCGAGAAAAAAGGAGACACAAUCACCAGUUCCUUCCAUUACCGGAUCAGCCACUGUCACCCCUAUGAUGCCUAAAAAGGAACUGGUUCCCCCAGCUGUGAAAAAGGGAAGGCGUAACAGUAAGAAUAGCAUAGGUCCCGCAACAGAAGACCUUGACUUUAACAACGAUAUUAAAAAGCUUGGUUCUUUAGAAGCAGAUAAAACGCAGUUGUUCCAGUCGAGUGUAUCCGAGGAUAGCGAUGAUACAAAGGAACAACUGAAAAUGCAGAAAAAGAAAAACAAGGACAGAAUGAGUGAGAAAUAUGGACAAGAAAUAGAUCAGUGUAUCCUUCAAAAUUUAAUCACAGAAGCAAAACACCGAGACAAAGGCAAAGAAAACACGGACAACAACAUCCUCGGAAUGCCAAAUACUACUGUUCCAAGUUUCGUCAUAGAAAGUGGGAGUCCGUCAAAGGAACCAAUACCAUUAUCGAGAAAGUUUUCUGAUGGAAACACGUCGGGAGACGAGAAUCUUGAAGAAGCAAGGAAUAGGAUGCAUAAACUACUUGAUGAUGCUUUCUCAUUGAUAUCUCCAAGAAGUUCUUUUUCUGAAAACGACCUAAGAAAAGGAACAUCUACUAGUAAUGAUGAAAAAUCUACAAACAGUAGGCAAUCUUCCACGAACGUUGUGGAUGUUGAUAAAGCUAUAGAGACAUUGAAAGGUUUUACCAACCCAGCUUACACUAGUUCGUACAGUGGGCUUCUUGAAACAUGGAGCCCAUAUCGUGCUUCUGACCAAGUAGCGCUUAUUUCUAUGCCCCAGAAACCGGAGCCCGUUGUUACAAGAUUAGGUUACAAGCCCGACAAACGCCCACUGACAUCGAAUAAAGCUGCAAAUUAUGUAAGAAGACCGGCUGCAAAUCUUGACGUGACUAAUUCAAAGAGUACAAGUGAUAUAUCAGAGUCUGGUAAAUACACUACAAACGCUCCAAAACCGAUAGUGAUUCGAACAAAGGAUGACAUACCUAACGCAAGAUUGGAAUCUGCUAAAUCUGAAAAAAAUUCAAACGAAUUGCAAAACAAAAGGAAUGUCUCUGCUGUUUUGAAUAAUGAUUUAUUGCUUCGAGGAAGUUCAACCUCACUUAACAAACCCACUUCUCAAGCAAAAUCAAAUUCUCUAGAGAUGCAACAUGUUAAACGAAACAGAAGUAAUUCUAUUCGUAAACACAGGGAACCAGAGAAGGACAACAGAAACAGAGAUGAAAUUGAUGUUAUUAAAAAUAUAAAGCCCGAAGAGGCGUCUGAUAAAUUAUUUCAUAGUCUAAGAGAUGAAAUUAAAGGUGGUAAGGCGGCUGAAACUGAAGAUGAUAUAAACAAAAAACCAAUUAGAAGAAGAAACCGCAAAACUCAUUCCAAACCAAUGACUGAUAUUGUGUAAAAUCUAUUGAUGCGCUGUGCUUAUUGCUGGAUCGGGUUGAGGUAAUCAGUGUUGUAUAUGCUGCGAGUCGUCCACGAUGAGUCUCACUUAACCGAUAGCGCACAUAUAAUGAUCGCCUUAGAAAAGCAGUGUCAUGGCCGAUUGUACUCCUGUCUAGGACAAACCCGAUAGUAGUUUGACUUCAUCGCGUAGAAUAUAGGUUCUGCCGUUAGAAAGUUAAUCUUAAUUUCUGAUUUUGCUGAGCAGCAACACUCCUAUGAUUUCAUUAUCGAAGCAAAUAGCGUUAAUCUACUAUGUUUAACUAAGUUAGCUACUGCAUGAAAGAGUUUUAACAAAUGUCACUCUUGCAGAAGUUUAUGACUAUUUUAGUUCAAAAUUUUGUUUUGAAUGUAGAAACAAAAGAUUGGAUUUGAGAGACAGGUUCGUAUUUGCCUUUUGUGUAGUAAACGAACACAUGACUAAAUCAUCUACGAUUUCAGUAAUUGUACAUGUUUAGUCGCGAUGAUACUGUUAAGGAAAAGGCAGCAAAGUGUUCUUUCUAUUGAUACUGUUUUAUGUUUAUCAAAUUAUGUAAAUAUUAUUAUUGUUAAUUAUAUAUUAAUCAUGUAUUCGAAAAUUGAUUAUAAAUAUAUAUAUUAUAUUUACAAAAUAAAAAGUCAAAUUUUCACAAACA